AUGGCUACUAACAACUUGGGUCAGACUGUUCUUCACAGUGCUGCUGGACAAAUUGAUAUCGUAAAGUAUCUCAUUAAUGAGUGUCACUGUGAUCCAAUGGCUACUACCAAAAAUGGUGAAACUGUUCUUCAUGCAGCAGCUAACAUGAACUCACCUGAUGCAAUCAAAUAUCUAAUCAAUGAGUGGAACCAUGAUCCAAUGACUGUUGACAGGAGGGGGUGGACACCUCUUCAUUUUGCUGCUGAAACUUGGUAUGCUCCUGCAGCUGUUGAAUACUUACUAUCAACUGGUAAAUGUGAUCCAUUGGCUAAAGACAAUGAGGGGAUGAUUGAAAUAACUGAAGAAUUCAACAAGCCAUUGGCUCCAAUAAAGCUAGAUAUUAAAGAACUUGAUAUUUUCAUCGAAGAGCUAACAAUACUCAAUCAAUUGGAUUGUACUAAAUGGUAUCAGUUUGGACUUCAUUUAGGAUUAUAUGAUCCAACACUAAAUGCUAUAAAGAAGGAUCAUGGAGAAUGUAAGCCAUGUCUGAUACAGUGUAUGUCUGCCUGGUUAAGAGGAGAAGAUAAAGUGAGAGAGAAAGGAGGUCCCAGUUGGUCAUCAAUAGCUACAGCACUGGAUACAAUAGAAGAGAAAUCUAUUGCUAGUUACAUUAGAGAUAAAUAUUGUCCAUCAAAAUAGUUGAUUGACUAGCAUAAUGUUUAAUUGAUUUAUUUUUUUAAUUCUAUGAUAAAUACAUUAAGUAUGCAAGCCAAAGCAAGCCCUACUAAGACAAAAA
Amphimedon queenslandica is the source of this 775-nucleotide messenger RNA. RefSeq names its product putative ankyrin repeat protein RBE_0317. Gene Ontology annotation, molecular function: protein binding. Lineage: Eukaryota; Metazoa; Porifera; Demospongiae; Haplosclerida; Niphatidae. The transcript is spliced from 3 exons. Gene Ontology annotation, cellular component: cytoplasm. Bases 1 to 678 code for a protein of 225 amino acids. The record is from RefSeq and is a predicted model, not a curated record.